UUGUCAGAUUCAGCGCGUGUGGGGAGGUGGGUCAGAUUCAGCGCAGCUCCGCCGCAGCGCAGCGCUCAACAAACAUCAGCCUCAAAAGAGAAUCAACAUGAGCGAUCACUGAACCACUCUGAUCCGCCUGCUCAACUGACGGCCAUUCACUUGGCUUCGUUUCAUUCUUACUUUGAUCCUCGGAUAUCCGGCAAACUGUCUAAUCUGGAGGAGGACGGGGAGCGAGCUCUGCUUUGCAAAUGAUUUUCCUGUUCCAGACCAGCAUGGCCAUGACGGGAGGCAUGGCAGCGCCACUCCCGAUGAGCAACCAUACACGUGAGAGAGUCACGGUGGCCAAACUCACGCUGGAGCACUUCUACAGCACCCUGCUCACCCAGCACGAGGAGCGGGAGAUGAGGCAGAAGAAGCUGGAGAAGGUGAUGGAUGAGGAGGGUUUACCUGAUGAAGAGAAGAGUAUGAGGCGCUCUCUGCACGCUCGUAAGGAGACCGAGUUUCUGCGGCUUAAGAGGACCCGCCUUGGUCUCGAUGACUUUGAGUCCCUCAAAGUGAUCGGGAGAGGAGCGUUUGGAGAGGUCCGCCUGGUUCAGAAAAAGGACACUGGUCACAUUUAUGCCAUGAAGAUCCUCAGGAAAGCAGACAUGUUAGAGAAAGAACAGGUGGCUCAUAUCCGGGCCGAGAGAGAUAUCCUGGUGGAGGCUGAUGGCGCCUGGGUAGUGAAGAUGUUCUACAGCUUUCAAGAUAAACGCAAUCUGUAUCUCAUCAUGGAGUUUCUGCCUGGAGGAGAUAUGAUGACUCUGCUGAUGAAGAAAGACACGCUGUCGGAAGAAGCUACACAGUUCUAUAUUGCAGAGACGGUCCUGGCCAUUGACUCUAUUCACCAGCUGGGCUUCAUUCACAGAGACAUCAAACCUGACAACCUGCUGCUCGACUCACGGGGCCAUGUCAAACUGUCUGACUUUGGCCUCUGCACAGGCUUGAAGAAGGCCCAUCGGACUGAAUUUUACAGGAACCUCACACACAACCCUCCCAGUGACUUCUCCUUCCAAAACAUGAAUUCAAAAAGGAAAGCAGAAACAUGGAAGAAGAACCGAAGACAGCUGGCAUAUUCAACCGUCGGGACACCAGAUUAUAUCGCCCCUGAGGUAUUCAUGCAGACGGGCUACAACAAGCUGUGUGACUGGUGGUCUCUUGGAGUGAUAAUGUACGAGAUGUUGAUAGGCUACCCACCCUUCUGUUCCGAGACGCCACAGGAAACUUACAGGAAGGUCAUGAACUGGCGAGAAACGCUAAUUUUCCCCCCCGAAGUCCCCAUUUCAGAGAGAGCAAAGGACUUGAUCCUUAGGUAUUGCACAGAUGCGGAAAACAGGAUUGGAUCAGUAAGUGUGGAUGAAAUCAAAUCUCACCAGUUCUUUGAGUCUGUGGACUGGGAGCAUAUCAGAGAGAGACCUGCUGCUAUUUCCAUUGACAUCAAGAGCAUUGAUGAUACGUCCAACUUUGAUGACUUUCCAGAGUCAGACAUUCUACAGCCAGUGACAAAUGUAACAGAACCAGAUUUCAAGUCCAAGGACUGGGUUUUCCUUAACUACACCUACAAACGUUUUGAGGGAUUGACACAGCGUGGCACCAUCCCCACUUACAUGAAGGCGGGCAAGGCGUGAAACUGGCACUGAUGGUCUGGAAGAGAAGGAUUAGAAUGUAAAUGACAAUUCAAAUGCAGAUUUCUGCAGAUGAAAAGCUUAUGCACUGCCGCUUUGAGCUACACAGUAGACCUGUUCUCAGAGGAGUCCCUGGGGACGAUAAAAGGGAAAAUGCGGAAAAAAAGCAUAAUAAUUAUAUGGCCAAACAUAUGGAGAGACUCUCUUGUCCUGCUGCUUAGCUAAAAGGAGACACAAAUGUUGUCCAAAUGCUCUUCAACACUGGAUCAAACAGGGUCACAGAUAAAAAAAAAAAAAAAGGGAAGCAGAUACAUCACUGAAGCCUUACGUUCAGAAAACAGAGGAUGUUUUAACCUCGAACCUCUUAGUUGACUAAACUGCAAUAAAGUUAAUUUCUCUCAGUCAUUUUUAAGCUUCUUUCCCCCAGGAAGUUGAGAAUCUGUAUAAACCCAAAUGAAACAUGUACACUGUUAGACACACUGUAUGAUAUAGUUAACUACCUGAUGCUGAAUAUUUCCCACAAGUGUAUUUUGUGUUUUUGUGCAGUUGUUUUAAUGUAUGAUUGCAACCUACCUAGAAGAAACUUGAAGAAGAGGAGUUUUGGUUUCUGUUUAUGUCAGUGCCAGUGAGCAGCCAGCCCUCCUCUACCUGUUCCCUGUGCAUUUCAUCCACACAGUGAUGUAGUUGAUUCAUUUUUGUUUGAUUGUGAGUGUUGUUGACCUAUGCAACCAUUUUUGUAGUUCUGUUGCAACACAUGCAAGAUGUAGCUUCAGUCAGUGGUUUUAAAGGGAAGAUAAAUAAUGCUAAAAACUUGCCCUCCUUUAUGUAAUAAUUAAGUUUUAGAAAUCUACAGGGUUUAAAAGGAUGAAAAUAAUCAGCUGAAUUGCAAGAACAUUUUACAUAUCGGCAUAAUUAACUUAAGAUGAUCAAAGCUUUAACCAAAUAACAACUACGUAAUGGAGAACACAAAUUGGUAAGUUAACUUCCAGUGUAUGGCUGUUAAAAGAUUUGGCGUUAUUGUAUAUGGAGUAUGAGACAUCACAGCCAGUAACGUUAAAUAUUUCUUACAAGCUGUCUUAGUUGUUAGUGGAGGAUAUUUAGUGACUGGACACCUGCUGUUAUGCAUGACUACAAGUACUAGACAGGCUGAAAAGAGAGCAAAUGCUGUAGCUUAUGUGUAAAAGAUUGGUGCUGGGGGUUUUUACUUAAUAUAUUCACUUUUUUGUUUAGUUUUUUGCUUUGUUAAAUGUUUACUUGGUGUAAAAAUGUAAAAGCAAGAAAUAAAUGUUAAAAAUAUGGAAAGUU
Onychostoma macrolepis is the source of this 2960-nucleotide messenger RNA. RefSeq names its product serine/threonine kinase 38 like (gene stk38l). Lineage: Eukaryota; Metazoa; Chordata; Actinopteri; Cypriniformes; Cyprinidae. The record is from RefSeq and is a predicted model, not a curated record. Gene Ontology annotation, biological process: intracellular signal transduction; peptidyl-serine phosphorylation. Gene Ontology annotation, molecular function: ATP binding; protein serine/threonine kinase activity. The coding region runs from base 240 to 1658 and encodes 472 amino acids. The transcript has 14 exons.